AUGGUGAGCGGCGAGCAACUCGUUAACGAGCUCUCCGCCUUUUCAACGUUGCUCCCUUUUCUCGCCUGUACCAUCGUAUUAACAACCCUCUUCUUGAAACGUAGUUUCAUCGGAAGGACCUCCGGCAAAAAGAUUCCGGGCCCAUGGAGGUUCCCAAUCAUUGGGAACCUCCACCAACUCGUCUCGGACGCCCUCCCCCACCAGCGCCUCUGCGACCUGGCCCGCGAACACGGGCCAGACCUGAUGCACCUCCAGCUCGGGGAGGUGCCACACAUAGUGGUCUCCUCCAGCAAGGCCGCGCGAGAAGUGAUGAAGACCCACGACGCCGUUUUCGCGUCCAGGCCGUCGCUCCUCGCCGCGGAAAUGCUGGCGUACGCCGGGAGCGAUCUGGUGUUCACCCGGUACGGAGAGAGCUACAGGCGCCUCCGCAAGAUCUGCGUGGCGGAGGUUCUCGGAGCGAGCCGAGUCCGGUACUUCCGGCCGGUCCGGGAGGCGGAGGUGGCCGAUCUCGUGCACAAGUUCUCCCUGAGGGCGGCUCAGGGGGAGGCGGUGGACAUCAGCAGGGAGAUGUUCUGGCUGUCGAGCCGGAUCACGUGCCGGACGGUGCUGGGGAAGGCGAGGGAGCUGGACGAUGGGUUUCUGAGGAUGGUGGAGAGUGUUUCGGAGGUAAUGGCCGGAUUCAAGGUGUCGGAUCUCUUCCCUUCCCUGAGAUUCCUCCCGGCGGUGACCGGGUAUAAGGCUCGGCUGAGGAGGAUGCAUCGGGAGAUGGAGUCGAUGCUCGAUGAGAUCAUUGAUGAACACAGGGAGAGAAGAGCGGCAAGGGCAGUACGAGGAGACGGCGGCGAUGAGGAGGAGGAUCUCGUUGACGUCCUCCUCAAUCUUCAAGCAAGCGGUAGCCCAGACUUCGACCUGACCAUGGACAACAUCAAAGGUGUCACUCUGGUAAGUACUGAAUCAUUCCCAAUCAAACUUAAUUAA
Messenger RNA from Linum tenue, 978 nucleotides. NCBI's taxonomy places the organism in Eukaryota, Viridiplantae, Streptophyta, Magnoliopsida, Malpighiales, Linaceae. The record is from the annotation of a GenBank genome assembly.